Molecule: messenger RNA, 3094 nt
Organism: Epinephelus moara (kelp grouper)
Lineage: Eukaryota; Metazoa; Chordata; Actinopteri; Perciformes; Serranidae
Gene: rrn3
Product: RRN3 homolog, RNA polymerase I transcription factor
Exons: 17
Coding region: 244-2052 (602 amino acids)
Biological process (GO): transcription initiation at RNA polymerase I promoter
Cellular component (GO): nucleus
Molecular function (GO): RNA polymerase I general transcription initiation factor activity; RNA polymerase I core binding
Source: RefSeq, a predicted model, not a curated record
ACUUCCGUAAACAAGCGGUUCUCUUCCUCUUGUGAGCACAUGCGCCUGUAUACGGCACAUUUAGAGAUAUAUUUUCAAAACAGUGCAGUAACUCUCUAAAAAUCCUUAACAUUGUCCUUAAACUUUCGACUGCUGAUGACCUUAACGAUUUAAAAUGUAACCAGCUUGUCUUUGUUCUUCAGCCGGAGCCUGUGUCGUGAGGAAAGCUAACGUUAGCGUAGCAAAAACAAGCAUUACUGAAGUAUGGAGAUAGACGGUCGGGACUUUUUGAACACUCCUCCUGUGAAGACUGUCAGAUUUGGAGGCAGUGUCGCCGAAACGUUAGCUAAACAUAAGCAGGGAGACUCAAGUGACUAUGAACUGCUGAAACAUCAGCUGGCUGAUCCUGAGAUAAAGGAUGCUCAGAUCAUCAACUGGCUACAAGAGUUUCGGAGUUGUGUGACUCAGCUAACCAAGGACCAUGAACAGCUCAUCUAUACUAUCUUGAGGCUUCCAUGGGUUGGCCGGAGCCAUGCUGUGGUGGAGGAGUACAUGGCCUUCCUCAGUAAUCUGGUCUCAGCACAGACUGUUUACCUGUGUGCCUGCCUCAAGAUGGUGGUCUCCCACUUCACUCCCAAGAGAGUGACCAUCUGUGAAGGAGGGGUUGAUAUCUCUGAUUCAGAUGACGAAGAUGAAAACCUCCCCAGAAACUUUGAUCAGUGUCACCAGGCAUUGCAGCUCAUCACCAGAUACGUUCCAUCCACGAGUCGCUUUCUGAUGCCCAUUCUGCAAGAGAACUUCCCCUUUGUACAGAAAUCCUCCAGAACACUGGAGUGUUACGUCCACAACCUCCUGAGGGUCACCACGUACAUACCAUCAAUCCAACGAGACAUUCUGGAGGUGAUCAUUGGAAAGAUGCUCAAACUGGAUGUGAGUGCAUCGCGCUCAGACAUUGAGGAGGCAGAAGAGAACGGAGUGCAGAACCAGCAGACAGAGGAAGGACUCUUUGACAUGGAUGAGGACAUGUCAGCAGAUCAGCCCUCCAGGACGGCUGUGAUGGCCCACCCAGUGGCUGAAAGGCUGGACACUCUCAUGGCUAUUCUGAUGGCUUACAUCAAGGACGUCUGCCAUGUCAAUGACACUCUUCAUGUGGAACGGACCAAGGAUCUGUACAGAGAUUUGUUGAGUGUGUUUGACAAGCUCAUUCUGCCAACACAUGCUUCCUGUCACGUCCAGUACACACUCUUUUACCUCUGCAGUUUCAGAGUGGCAUUGGCUGAGGCCUUCCUGGAUCACCUGUGGAAGAUCCUGCAGAGUCCCUCUCAGCCAGCUGUCCUCCGCCAGGCUGCUGCUGGAUACCUGGGGAGCUUCCUGGCCAGAGCCAAGUUCAUCCCUGUGCUCACCGUGCGGGCAUGUCUGGACCUGCUGCUCUCCUGGAUCCAUCGCUACAUCGACAGCCAGGACAGCAGUGGCAGACAGGCCUGCUGUGACAUCAGCCUGCAUGGGCCCUUCUACACUGCCUGCCAGGCCGUCUUCUACACCAUUAUCUUCAGACACAGAGCCAUGCUGGAGGGCAGCAUGAAGAAAGGUCUGGAGUAUCUGCAGAGUCUGAACCUGGAGCGAGUGGUGAUGUGUCAGCUGAAUCCCCUCAAAGUUUGCCUGCCGUCAGUCACCAGCAUGUUUGCUGCCAUCACCAGGACGUAUCAGGUGGUGUUCUGCUACACUAUCAUAGAGAGGAACAACCGCCACAUGCUGCCGGUGGUCCGCAGUUCUGCAGGGGGGGACAGUGUGACCACCAACACCAACCCUCUGGACAGCUUCUUCCCAUUUGACCCCUACCUGCUCAAGAGGUCUGGUAAGCUGAUUGAGCCACUGUAUCAGGUCUGGGAGGAACUAUCAGAUGCAGAGCUGCUUCCCACCAAAACAGGACAGCAGGGCUCGAGGGAGGACGAGGAUGACUUUCUGAGUGGGGAGACGCCCAAAGCGGAGGGCAUCAUGGGAAUGACACCGAGCUCCUACGGCUCAAACAUCUGCAGCCCGAGCAGCGUGGGUUCACCCCCUAUCGCCUUCUAGAGACCCUGAUAACGAGCAUUACAUUUAAUUUAUAUUCAAACACGAACUGAGGAACACAUGAGCCAGUCACACUGCGGUGAUGGGACUGAACUCUCAUCUGUGUUGAAGAAUCAGACUGUUCAGUGUUUCAUUUUAGGGAAUUACAGGUCUACACAGUCAGAUUUAAACUUUAUUAUGUUAUGAUUAAUCACAGUUCAGGCCAUGUUGGCAUGUGCAAAAACAGCGUGGAAACUGCAAUGAAAGCAACCGUAUCAGUGAGAGAGCCUCAAACUCCUGAUGAUCAGAGUAAGUAAAUAUUCUGACGAGGUAUCUGAAGUUUGAAACAAACUGUUUUAGAGGGGCUCUCUGCUUUUGUCUGUUUUUUUUGUGUGGCAGAAAAGGCAACUCAAAUUAAACUGAGUUUGAGAAGUUAAAUUGUAAAAUAUUGUUAUGAGGCAAUGUGUUUGUUUAUGAAACUCACCAAACAACAAUCCCAAAAACAUAUCUGACAUCUGAGACAGGAGUCUGAAUUGAACGCACGCUUGGCUCAUCACGAUGAGUCUUCUAGUUUAAGCAGUUCUGAAGGGGCUAACCAAUGAAAACGCCACAGGAAACUGGAGGCAGCAGACAUUCACUGCCACUAAUGAUAUUAAUGCAUUUAGUUACAGUUUGCUACCAUGGAGCACUGGUUCAACUUGAAAAUACUAUUAAUAUAUGAACUGGAGAGCUGUUAGUGCGUUUCCAGCUCACAGUGAAUAAGUCCUCGUGUUUAAAAGCAUAGUGGUAACAGUGUACCUCUGUGCUAACUGCUAACAGCUAAUUGUUGACCAGAGGGUUUGCAGUUUGCAGUUCAUUGCAAAAAACAUCAACAGUCAACUUUAUUGUUACUGUAGUUCAUUAAAUCAUUUUGUAUUUUAGUAGUCUACAGUACUUAAUAUUUCAAAAUAUUGCAGAGUAUAUCGUGAAUCAUGAUAUAGCCUAAAAAUAUUGCGAUAUUAUCUGAGGCCACACGCCCAGCCCUAUUUACAACCAUUUAUCAAAAGUAAGUCAACAUAUAAAUCAA